GCAUACCCCGACGGUGCUACAUCGCUACAAACCUAACGUUUAGCAGUAGAAAAAUUAAUAGAAAUCGGUUAGAAAAAGUUUAAUUUAAUUCUGAUUAAUUUACGAUUGGUGGGGCAUGGGUAAGAUCAAGUGACUUUCCGUCUUCGUUCCCCGGGAAAUAAAAGGAUUCCCUGUGGGUCUCACGUCUUGUCUGUUUACAUACGGGGCUGGACUACUAGGUACGUCCCGUACGGCCUUCUGUGUUUCAUCUUCGAUGAAACCUUCAGUUUUACGAGGAAAAUGGAAAACUCAGGCCAUUUCAUGAGUUCAAAAUGGUUCAAUACGAAGUUAUUUACCAUAAACGGAGCGCCACUGAAAUUUUAUUUGGAUGGAUAUAGUGUGAGUGAGUUCUACGAGAUCGUUAAAAUAAUCAAAGCAUACGGAGGGGAAUUAUCGAAGCCUGGAGCCCCAGAUACCUUCGUUUUUUGCGACCCGGAUCGUCUAGUCGGAGCGGGAAAAUACGAUAACUACGAUAUUAACUUCUUUUACGACAGCAUAGCUGCCCUCCAGCCCCAGGAGUUGAUAAACUACAAGCUCCAGGUGUUCCAAAAACAAGGGACUACGAGCGUCACGAAUCGCGAUAGACCAACCCAUUCAGAAAACGAAGAAGAAAACUACAACGAUUCUGAAGAGUCAAUGGAUUUCAUGCUUCGCAUCUCCACAGAUGAAGAGACAGAUUUCGUGGACGACGACAAAUCCCUGCAGUUGAACAGCGAUGGAGACCACCACGAUAAACCUCAAGAAUCACUCGACAACACACUGGAUGAAGGGCCCGUAAACCACAGAACUGAUGAAGGAAUGACAAAGUCAAAAGUUAAAGAAGAGAAAAUUCGCAGGAACUCGUGUCCUUCAGGACCUGAAGUUCGGAAUAAGCUAUCGGCCAAACGAAGAUCAUACGCAACAGUAGAAGCAGCUGUUUCUCCUCGUAAAACUAGAAGUUCUUUGAAAAAUGAUGGUCUCAAGGAGAACGGAGUGGCUCAAAACACGAAUCCCCGAAUUAAUGACCAGAAUAACAACAAUUCUGAUGAAGUUAAUAGGAGCAGUUGCCAAAAUCGUUCGGAGGACGAAGGGGAUUCUGAUGGCUCAGAAGUCUCACAAACACCUGAGGACAGUGAUCCUCCACGAGGUGAAUCGAAUGAAGGAAUUUCACUGAGGGCUCGUCGUUCUUCGACAGUGGGGGAUAAAAGGAUAGGGCGACGAUCAAUAGUCACUUUUACGGAAGAGGAGAAUGAAGCCAUAAUACAAUGGCUGGUGGAUAGAAAUGUCAUUCCCACAGAUACUGGAAAGAAACUCUGGCUGGAGCUUAUCGAUGAAAAGGUUCUACCAAAUCGUCAGCUUACACCCUCGAUCCUCCUAGGGCAUUUCAAGAGAGAAUUGAAGGAGCAUCCGACCUUCAAAAAAUACAGCAAUAAUUCACCAAGCGGGGGACGCAUUGCCCCUCAACACAUGUCGAAUCGAUAUACUGAAGAGGAAAAUCGAGUUCUUAUUCAAUAUCUCAUCGAUAACGAUUCAGUUCAUCGAGCAAAAGGUUUCAGUAUUUGGAGGGAAUGUUUGAAGGAUUGCAAGCACUUGCUCAACCCGAUGAGAACAGUCAACAGCCUGUGCACUCACUUCAAACAGAAGCUCCGUUACAAUUAUGCCAAGUACACCGAUGACCCUGAGGCACUGGAGAUUUUCAAAAAGAUAGAACCAAAAAGCAGGGAGUGAAAAAGAUGCGAAACAUUGAAAAGGCCAUUAAAAUAAUCUCACGAUGCUGGUUUUUCUCGUAUGAAGAAGAAUCUCAUCAUUAUUCUUUCUCUGAAAUAAAUUUAUGAUUUUACAGAACUAUAAUUACAGAUCUAUAAUUAAUUCAAGAUAAUAAUUCUUAUGCAGUCACAAAAUUCAACCAAAGGGUCGUUGUGUAUUAAAACUUUAUAAGAAAAACCACUUACAGUGGACUUCCCCUGGCUCAUAGCGUUCGGGGAUCUGAUUCCAAGAACUCGAGCUAGGGAAUUACCACCUCCACAUGCGCAGGGACGUGCUUACGCGAGAGAGACAACGUCAUUAUCUGAGAGAGAACGCUGUAACAUACCAGCCGACGACACACAACGCUUCCCCUCUCGUGCAUGAAGUCACUAGUGCGGUGGGGGACACAUUCCCCGCCGCUAGGACACGCCCCCCGAGCUACGGAUAGUAAGAGCUAAGGGAAGUCCACUGUAUAUGGCGAAA
Molecule: messenger RNA, 2247 nt
Organism: Diachasma alloeum
Lineage: Eukaryota; Metazoa; Arthropoda; Insecta; Hymenoptera; Braconidae
Exons: 10
Coding region: 280-1746 (488 amino acids)
Source: RefSeq, a predicted model, not a curated record